AUGCUUGGCGAGUCGGACUUGGGUAUCCCAGGCGAUCCGCUUACUUCUCCAACCGCACGUUACGGGGCAAUGCAUCGUUCUUCUGUAUUUCUUACCAACCAGCAGGCUGUCCUGCUCUUUUUCUCUUGUACUCUACCAACAUUGUCGACUCUAUACCCCCCCUUGGCAUAAUUAAACUCGCUUGAAAGCCUCCGAUCACGCAGUGUCAUGACCUUUACGUUGCCAUUCUUGACAAGACGGACUUCAGGUCGUGUGCCAACAAGAAUGGACCCGCAGCGCAGGAAGAAAUUAUUUCUGUCCUAUUUGCCGGACUGGAUUUUUACAAUAGGAUUUGCCGCACUAUUUUAUGGUGUUGAGAAGAUCGGAAGUUAUAAGAGACAAUUUUCCUUAGAAGAUACCUCGUUACGACACCCUUAUACCCUGCAUGAACGAGUACCGAACCCUGCUCUGGUGGCAAUAUGCUUUGUUGCACCUGUUGUAUUACUACCCAUUGUGAAUUUGCUGUCGGUGCGUUCGUGGUGGGACCUACAUACCAGUUAUUUAGGCUUGAUACUUUCCCUCGCCCUCACAGGGUCAGUCACACAGAUUGUGAAGAUCACAGUUGGCAGACCGAGACCAGAUGUGAUUGCUCGCUGUAUUCCUAUACCUGGUUCCGCUGAUCCGCAGUAUGGUCUGUCAACCGUUGAUGUUUGCACACAAACCGAUCUGUCAAUAUUGGAUGAUGGAUGGCGUAGCUUUCCGAGUGGUCACUCAAGUCUUUCAUUCGCAGGACUUGGUUUCCUGUCUUUAUAUGUGGCCGGAAAGGUCCACUUGUUCGACCGCCGUGGACAUGCUCCGAAGGCCUGGCUAGCCAUAACACCUCUUUGUGGUGCCGCUCUGGUUGCCAUUUCGCGUACCAUGGAUUAUCGUCACCAUUGGCAGGAUGUCUUAGUAGGGUCCGCACUCGGGCUUCUACUAGCUUUCUUCUCAUAUCGCCAGUACUACCCUUCACUCGCUGCGACGGAUUCGCAUCAUCCGUACUCUCCGCGUAUUCGGCGGGAGGCUGCUAGUGAUAUUCUUCCCCUUCACGAAGCCAUGCUCCCCAGAGUCCCCACCGAUCGCUCGAGUGGGCAGAAUGAAGUACCUGACGCAUAUGAUGAUAUGCCUGACCGUAGCUAUCACGAGUCGUUGGAUAUGACGCCUCCUCGCGUUUCUAUUGCCAAGCAAGAGACAAGCAUCCUGGCCGAUGGGCCGUGGAAGCAGAGCGAGGAUGCGCGUGAACGGUCGGAAAACAGUAGCGGUGAAUACCACUCGUGAUGUUUGUAGUGUACUCAUGUUAUCCAUUCGUCGCAUAGGCUUGGACGGUUUCUGUUACUUAUAUACGCAUGUUGCUAGUCCUCCCGAGGUAGAGUAGGUAAAAAUGCAGUCCUGCUAGAAUUACCCAUAAGCCCGUUUCAGAGCCGGGUUGCGUAUACUAAGAAGCUACUUCUACAGUAUGGGUGUAAGGUUGGUGUAAGGUGUUAAAAGUAAUGCCAAGUCCGUGAAUGAAGUUCGAUACAGUAGUAGCGAUGCGAAUGGAAACAAAACGA
Messenger RNA from Somion occarium, 1568 nucleotides. The record is from the annotation of a GenBank genome assembly. NCBI's taxonomy places the organism in Eukaryota, Fungi, Basidiomycota, Agaricomycetes, Polyporales, Cerrenaceae.